AUGGAGAUCGGUAUGCUGUUCUUCCUGGUUUUCUUUGCUCUGAAAGUUUUGUCUCAAGAUACAUUAUCCCCGUUGCGGAUAGAUUGCGGGUCAGAAACAAGCUACGAUGCCGUAGAUGGAAUUCUUUGGCACACAGAUUCAGAUUUCGUUAAAAGGGGCCAAAACGUGCAGCUUCCUAAUGGAAACCUCAGUGCGGAACGGCAAAUAAGCACGCUCAGGUUCUUCCCGGAACAAAACAAGGACUGCUACUCUUUGCCGGCGGCUGUGCAGAAGAGGUACUUCAUCAGGGCAGUGUUCUUUUAUGGGAACUACGAUGGCCUCUCGAGGCCUUCGAGCUUUGGUCUCGAGUUCGACGGGGACAAGUGGACCACCGUGUCGAACUCAACCGCAGAGCCGCAGUACUACGAACCAGUAAACACGAGUUGGGGUGAUUUAAUAAGCGUGUGUAUGGCUAGGACGCAGGAUGAGCAGUACCCUUUCAUCUUGGCAUUGGAACUGUGGCCCUUACCCGAUGGUAUGUAUGCUACUAUGGGCCAAGACAGGGCGUGA
Molecule: messenger RNA, 549 nt
Organism: Rhodamnia argentea
Lineage: Eukaryota; Viridiplantae; Streptophyta; Magnoliopsida; Myrtales; Myrtaceae
Product: receptor-like protein kinase At3g21340
Exons: 2
Coding region: 1-549 (182 amino acids)
Source: RefSeq, a predicted model, not a curated record